CGUGGCUCGUUGGUUGCCUGAUUCCUGAAAAUCUACGAGCAGUUUGGAGACUUCCCUCCCAAAUCCUUCCCAUUCCCAUAUAUAAACCCCACCCUGAAAUCCCAAUCCCAUCACAAGCGUCACCCUCCCAAGCGGUUCCUCUUCUUCCUAAUCACCCUCUCGUAGCGGACCGGAGCGGCGAUGUCUGGGCGCGGCAAGGGCGCCAAGGGGCUGGGCAAGGGCGGCUUCAAGCGCCACCGGAAGAUCCUCCGCGAGAACAUCUAUGGCAUCACCAAGCCGGCGAUCCGGAGGCUGGCCAGGAGGGGCGGCGUGAAGCGCAUCUCCGGCAUCGUCUACGAGGAGACCCGCGUUGUCCUCAAGCUCUUCCUCGAGCACGUCAUCCGCGACGUCGUCGUCUACACCCAGCACGCCCGCCGCAAGACCGUCAUCGCCACGGACGUCGUCUACGCGCUCAAGCGCCAGGGCCGUACCCUCUACGGCUUCGAUCGCUAGAUUCCUGCUCUGCUGUGCUGGUGGCUGUCGUGUUUCUCUUGUGUGAUGGUAUGUGCCGUGGCAGAUGUGAUUUACUUCUCUGUCGUGCUUUGUGUUCACUGUUCAGUGGGCUGUAUGUAGUAACAUUAUGCGUUCAAUAAAACUACCCUGAUCCUGAAUCCGGACGAAACGCUUCAGUGCUGAAUC
Hordeum vulgare subsp. vulgare (domesticated barley) is the source of this 678-nucleotide messenger RNA. RefSeq names its product histone H4-like. The record is from RefSeq and is a predicted model, not a curated record. The transcript has a single exon. Bases 181 to 492 code for a protein of 103 amino acids. Gene Ontology annotation, biological process: nucleosome assembly. Lineage: Eukaryota; Viridiplantae; Streptophyta; Magnoliopsida; Poales; Poaceae. Gene Ontology annotation, molecular function: protein heterodimerization activity; DNA binding; structural constituent of chromatin.